This is a messenger RNA of Bursaphelenchus xylophilus (pine wood nematode), 734 nucleotides long. Lineage: Eukaryota; Metazoa; Nematoda; Chromadorea; Rhabditida; Aphelenchoididae. The record is from the annotation of a GenBank genome assembly.
AUGCGGACGGCCCUCUUCUUGUCCCUAACCCUCGCAUUUGUCACCGCUCAGGAGUCAACGCAGCCUCAGCCAACCGAAGCGCCAGCUAUCGUCUUUACGAAGCUCUGCUUCGAUCAAGAAGAUGCGGAAGUCUUGGAGAGCACUGCAAGUUACUCCAUUUUACUUUGAGUUUUAAAACAUAAUCGUGUUUUCUUGAAAAAAUCAACAUAUCAAAAUUUGUUCAGGGUACGAUCUGCGCAUUUGCCGUCCGCUUCCAACUGGCCAACAAGAACUGCGCCGAACUUGUAAAAGAAGCCUUGCCUGAGGGAUUUGUUGCUUUCGGAGAGCCGGAUGUGAGUCCGGUUGCAUUCGAAGAGCUCACUUCUCAAUUGACAGCGCCAGUGCGAGGGGGAAAGUACUGUUUCAUCGGUAAGAACUAACCUCAAUUUUUGCACAGCAUUAAUUGAAAUAAUUCAAAUACGGUGGGGGACCUGAUCCAGUGGCAAAAAACGUGCCGUUUUGCAUCCGAGAAGUAUCAAAAAUGUGGCAAAAUGCUUCCAGCUCUAAGUGAAAAAACUCCGAUUUCAGGGCGCGCCCUUUAAAACGAAGUUUUUUCGUUUGGAGAGGGAAGCAUUUUUCCACAUUUUUUAUGCUUCCUGUACUCAAAAUGAUACGUUUUUUGCCACCGGAUCGGGUCCGUCACUAUAUUUCUUUCAGCUCAAGCAGAGGAAUUGACACGGAUUCGAGGAUUCUGA